GAGGUGGAGGAGUUGUUGGAAGGCAUUUUGUGGUGGAGAUGAGUUGAAGAUGUUAUGCUGUUGAUGAUGGGAUGGGAGAGGAAGAUGACAGACGGGGCUAUGAGUCUGAUAUAUGGCAAAAGCUCUGGGGAAGGAUAGCCUGAGCUUGUUUCUUAGGAACAAGGAAAGAGCAAACGAGGAUGCCAUGGCUCCGCAGCGACCGCGCCGCAAAAGAGCUUUGAUCACCGGGCGAAACUGGGAAAGAUACAGAUAUCAAUGUCAGGAUGUCAGGAGUAGAGAUGCAUGCCAUGGCGAAUGGCAAGCACAUCUCAAAGAGUUUCCAACCAAGGCUAAUGGAAGUUAUGCUAUAUUAAAAUCAAUACUCAGAGAUGAGUGGUCCUAUCGUGAGUUGUGGUGGGAGUGCUGUGUACCCAAGUUCCAUCUCCUUCUUUAGAUAUAUCUACCUUAGCAAUAUUCGCUAGAGCGACGCUAUUUGGAAAGCCAUGAGUGUUUGCCUCCAAGGAUUCGUUGCCGGAGAGGAGAGUCCGCAGCGUGUUG
Molecule: messenger RNA, 537 nt
Organism: Aureobasidium pullulans EXF-150
Lineage: Eukaryota; Fungi; Ascomycota; Dothideomycetes; Dothideales; Saccotheciaceae
Exons: 1
Coding region: 113-433 (106 amino acids)
Source: RefSeq, a predicted model, not a curated record